Molecule: messenger RNA, 619 nt
Organism: Camelina sativa (false flax)
Lineage: Eukaryota; Viridiplantae; Streptophyta; Magnoliopsida; Brassicales; Brassicaceae
Source: RefSeq, a predicted model, not a curated record
AUGAAGAGAUUCCAUACAUCGGCAUCGAUCUCAGCAGCUCUGAUUAUGUUACUUCUAGCUUUGUUUAGCAGCAAGAAUAAUGUAGAGGGUCGUCAGAUGGCACCAACUUCCAUGGAUUUCACAUCUAGUAAAGCUGUGAGAGAUUUGCAGAUAAACAAGGGGAACAAGGAAGAGUCUCUAAGAGGUGAAAAAGAUAGCUUCCGAAGAAUCCCAAGGUCUGGCUCCAGCCCUAUACAGAACAAGAUCGAUCCCCUAACUGAUGUAGGAGGAAAUAGGAAACAGCAAACCACAGCAAGAGAACCAUAGAUAUCAUUUUCUUUUGUCUUAGAUCUUUCCUUCUUUUUUUAUGUGGUAGUAUAGUGUAUUUUUUUCACUUUUUUCUGGAUGCUGUAAUGUAAUUGAAAGUUUGAAACAUAAGAAACCAUCUUAUAAGCUUCCUACUGUUAACAGUUCCUAGAGUAGACUUAGACCUCUAUAAGUUCUUUUGGAUUGUACUAAGACGGUUUUUAUUAGAUCUAGCCAUGAAGGCAUCAACUAUACUGUCAUCUUCAUAAAAAAUUAGGUAUGGAAAAAAAAGUGCACAGAGAUGAGAAAAAUGCAACUUCGAUUAAAUGACAGA